CGCUGCGCCCUUCGCCGCCCGCACCUCCCCGCAGCCUGCCCCGAUGCUCUGAGCCCGCGCGGCCCCAGACCCGGCCCCUUCCCCCGGCUGCGCCGCCAUCUCCCCGCGCCCCGCGGCGGCCAUUGGAGCCGCCCGCUUCGCAUCCAGGGAGCCGGCGGGAGAAGAAACCGAGCCCCGCCGCCGCCAUGGACAGCCCCGGCGGCGUCACCGACAAGAAGAGGAUUAGCUCGGAGCGCAGAAAAGAGAAGUCACGAGAUGCAGCCCGGUGCCGGAGGAGCAAGGAAUCCGAAGUGUUCUACGAGCUGGCUCAUCAGCUGCCCCUGCCCCACACUGUGAGUGCACAUCUGGACAAGGCUUCCAUUAUGAGACUGACCAUCAGCUACUUGCGCAUGAGAAAGCUGCUAGAUGCUGGUGAGCUGGAAACAGAAGCCAAAAUGGAGAAGGAACUGAACUGUUUCUACUUGAAAGCUCUUGAUGGAUUUGUCAUGGUUCUGUCUGAAGAUGGGGACAUGAUUUACAUGUCUGAAAACGUGAACAAGUGUAUGGGACUCACUCAGUUUGAGUUGACGGGGCACAGUAUAUUUGAUUUUGCUCAUCCAUGUGACCAUGAAGAGCUGAGAGAAAUGCUUACACACAGGAAUGGUCCUGUGAAAAAGGGCAAAGAGCAAAACACGGAGCGCAGCUUUUUUCUCAGAAUGAAGUGCACACUGACUAGCAGGGGAAGGACAGUGAAUAUAAAGUCUGCUACGUGGAAGGUACUGCACUGCACUGGACACAUCCGUGUGUACGACACAUGCGGUAAUCAAACCCACUGUGGCUAUAAAAAGCCUCCCAUGACAUGUCUGGUGUUGAUCUGUGAACCUAUUCCUCAUCCAUCAAACAUUGAGGUCCCCUUGGACAGUAAAACCUUCCUCAGUCGUCACAGUCUUGAUAUGAAGUUUUCCUAUUGUGAUGAAAGAAUUACAGAGUUGAUGGGCUAUGAGCCAGAGGAACUCCUGGGUCGCUCAAUCUAUGAGUACUAUCAUGCACUGGAUUCUGAUCAUCUGACCAAAACACACCACGACAUGUUCACAAAAGGGCAGGUGACAACAGGACAGUACAGAAUGCUUGCUAAACAAGGUGGCUAUGUCUGGGUUGAAACUCAAGCAACUGUUAUAUACAACACUAAGAAUUCUCAGCCGCAGUGCAUAGUGUGCGUAAACUACGUGCUGAGUGGAAUUGUUCAGAAGGACUUGAUUUUUUCCCUUGGACAAACCGAGUGUAUGCUAAAACCAGUGGAGUCUCCUGAUAUGAAAAUGACCAAAAUAUUCAGCAAAGAUGACCUGGAUGAUACCAACAGCCUAUUUGAAAAACUUAAACAGGAACCAGAUGCUUUAACUGUGCUGGCCCCAGCUGCUGGAGACACAAUUAUCUCUCUAGAUUUCAGCAGUAAUGAGUCUGAUGAACAACAAUGUGAUGAAGUUCCUUUGUAUAACGAUGUAAUGCUCCCCUCAUCCAGUGAGAAAUUGCAGAAUAUAAAUAUGGCAAUGUCCCCACUACCUGCCUCUGAAACUACAAAGCCACUUCGUAGCAAUGCUGAUCCUGCACUCAAUAGAGAGGUUGUAUCAAAGCUGGAGCCAAACACAGAGCCACUCGAACUUUCUUUUACCAUGCCUCAGGUGCAAGAGCAACCAACCAGCCCUUCUGAUGCAAGUACCAGCCAAAGUUCACCUGAGCCCAGUAGUCCCAACGACUACUGCUUUCAUGUGGAUAAUGAAAUAGCUGAGUUCAAAUUGGAAUUGGUGGAGAAACUCUUUGCGAUAGAUACAGAAGCAAAAAAUCCAUUCUCUACUCAGGAAACUGAUUUAGACUUGGAGAUGUUGGCUCCUUACAUCCCAAUGGAUGAUGACUUCCAAUUGCGCUCCUUUGAUCAGCUGUCUCCACUGGAAAGCAGUUCAUCCGGCUCUCAGAAUGCAGCCAUUACCAUCUUCCAGCAGCCUCAGACACCAUCAAGUACUGCUGAUGAAAAAAAACCAGUGACAGAACAUGUGGAUGAUGUGAAGACGCUACUUGCACCUUCAUCUCCUGCCCACAUCAUCAGUGAAACGAGUAGUGCCCCAGCAUCGCCUUACAGUGGCAACAGGAGUCGAACCGCGUCUCCGAACCGAGGGGGAAAAGGAACGUUGGAUCAGACGGAAAAAUCCUGUCCAGGAGCUCCCAGUUUGCUAACAGUCACUCUGAACAAAAGAUCUACUGCAAUGGAUGAAGAACUAAAUCCAAAGAUGCUAGCUUUGCAUAAUGCUCAGAGAAAGCGAAAAAUGGAACAUGAUGGUUCACUUUUUCAGGCAGUUGGAAUUGGGACUUUAUUCCAGCAGACAGGUGACCGUGGAGGAAAUGCAUCACUUGCUUGGAAGCGUGUAAAGGGAUGCAAAACAACUGGUCCUAAUGGAGUGGAGCAAAAGACAAUCAUUCUGCUAUCAACUGACAUAGCAAGUAAACUUCUAGGGCAGUCGAUGGAUGAAAGUGGACUACCCCAGCUCACCAGUUACGACUGCGAAGUAAACGCGCCCGUACAAGGCAACAGAAACCUGCUACAGGGUGAAGAACUGCUCAGAGCUCUGGAUCAAGUUAACUGAGCUUUCACAAUACUUGUUUCUUUUUUGGACACUGGUGAAUCAUCACCUAAAGCAGUCUAUUUAUAUUUUCUAUAUCUGAUUUUAGAAGCCUGGCUACAGUACUGCACUAAUUCAGUUAGUUCCGUUUUGAUCCCCUUUCUACUUAUUUUGACAGUCUUUUUAAUGUGUUCUUUAUGUAACAAUAACUCAAACUAUAGUGCAUUUUUAUAAUUCUUUGGUACAUACACUUUUAAGUCCAUUACAUUUAAAACACUUGCAAUAGCAGCUUUGAAAUAUGCACCUGAUUUUAAAAAACUAUUUAUUUUUUGGCUGGGGAGUUGGUCACCAAAACUUACCAUUAGUAAAAUGCCAACACAGGAAAAACUGGCAAUCCUUCCAUCCUGCUCUUCAUAGGUAGCUGGAAGACUUGUGCUCUCUUUACUCUUUAUGUUCAAAUAAGUUUUUUUUAUUUCAAUAGUUUUUAUAAGAAACAACAAUGCUUUGCAGCAGUGCAUUGUAGCCACAAUCGCACAAUAUAUUUUCUUAAAAAAUACCAGCAGUUCAUCAUGCAAUAUAUUCUGCGUUUAUAAAAACUAGUUUUUAAGAAGAAUCUUCUUUUGUUUGCCUAUGAAAAUCAUGUUUAAACCUGGAUUAUGUCAUUAUUUUAGUCACGUUGUAAUAUACAUUUUUCUGAAAUGCUGUCUUACGCUUUUGACUUACAGGAGUGUGGUUAGUCAAAGGAAAGGCUUUUAUCUGGAAAGGGCUAGCAGCAUUUUAUUUGGAUAUGUUCUCAAUUUAGAGAGAGAUUGAUGUUCUUAAAGUAGUCACUUUGCCAGCUUAAAAAAAAAAAUUAAAUCCCUGCCUGUAGUUGUUGAAGUUAAUGCUAAUAUUGUGUAUGAUCUUAAAUCUAUAUGUUCAGCUUACCCUGUGUGGUAUAGGUGAUAUUUCAAGCAGAUUGUAAAACAUCUUGCAUUGUUAGCAGAGUUUUAUCUAGUACUUCAUUGAGUUGCUCAAUAUUUUGAUGUUUUGGUUUUAUGCACCUUGUUGCUAUUAACAUCCAUAUGUUUUCAUGUAGAUUUCAAUAACUUGAAUAUAUUUAGAAGCCUUUUUAUUUAGAAAUAUAUAGUUGUCACAAACAUCUUAUUUUCCUAUAUGUACUGUACAAAACCUUCAUUCACUCAUUCUUUUGCUCUUUGUGGUUGGAUCUAACACUAACUGUAUUGUUUUCUUACAUCAAUAAACUAUACGUGGACCAGGCCCCCUCGGGGAGUGUGUUACCUGAGAGAAAUGAGAUAAUUUAUAUUUUUGUUAGUGGUUGUUGUUCAUCAGUGUUCCCUUUUUAACUUAGAGUCGAUUGGAAAUCACUGCUCCCUUAUUUUGAUUGUAACAUCUCUGUGUUAAUUAUUUGAGCCUAUUCAGUACUGAAGUCUCCCAGACAGUGUUGUACUACUGCUCGCCAAAGAUGUUAAACUUUUUAACUCUGUUAUCCACACCAGUUAGCAAACUUGAAAGGGAGGAGACAUCAUAUUUGUGUUACUUGAGAGUGGAAAGAUUCUUCCGCAUGAACAACUUAAAGGCUUGUCUCUGGAAGCUUUAUCAAGGUAACACUAGAAAGCAGGAAAAUAAAAUUCACAGGAGUGAUCAAUUAAAGAUGGAAUUAUUUUUUUUUUUUCACAAAACUGCAUGAUUUAAAAAUAAGCUGGUAAUUUAUGGUAAAGCUUAUUCUACUUUCUUGUGCUGUUGACUCAGUAACUUUGACUAGGUGACUUUCCUCAUUUUGCUGUCAUAAAACAUUAUGCUACUGAUAGAACCUUGUAAUGUGUAAAUAUGGUCAAGAUAUUCUGUGCAUUCUUCAAAUUAUUUAAAAAAAAAACCCUAGCUCAAUGCAAGAAAUCAAAUGUGGAGUGUCACAAGAAUUAUCUUUGUUUUAUUUUGGAAACUUUGCUUUCAUCAGACUCUUUUGAAAUUAAUAUAGGGGUACAUAAGCUUAACCUGUUUCCUAAAAUUUCUGUUACUCUUUCAGUGAAAUGAGCACUUUGAGCUGACACAAGUGUACUAAACUAAAUGGAGAUUAUCAGCUACCAACUGAAAAAAAAAAGGAUAAGGCACUGAUAGCAGAAGACAACUGCAUACUUCUUAAAGGUUGAGUAGAAGCUGCAGAAAGAGGAGAAAGCAUGUAGGUGCUCUAAGCUAAAGAUGAAACUUUGUUCAGAGAACAUUUUGAACAUACACCCCUGCUGCUGAAUUUUAAAUGCAGCCUUUAAGUGUGCAAAGCUUACAAAUUUUAUCUGGAUAAAAGCAGCAGAGCUGCUGCAUACCUGCAGUGUGAGGUCUCUUGGAUGGCAUUCUUCCCAUGGCAUCCCUUUCUGUGGCAGCAGCUCACAGGUUUUAGAGUGAUGGUGCUAAAGGCUUAGUAAAAAAAGCACCAGCACCCUGCUUUGCUCUGCAUGGAUUGACACAACCUGUCUGAGGCAGGGAGGAGAAUUUUGCAGAGAUGUGAAAGAUACAAGUGGGUUCUGCUUUUCUCACAGCCCCAGCAAGCUUUGAGCUGGCCUGGUGGGUUAUCCCUUUUCAUCUCCAAGAGAAACUUCAUAGCAUCUUGCUUGAUAUUGUUCUGCUGAUCUCUUGACCUUAUUUUGGAGAAGCCUGACCUUUUUGGGUCAGUCAGUUCCUCUUCAGUGUAACUUAAGAGGGCAGUCAAUUUUCAUAAAGAAAAAUCAAUGUUAAAAGAGGAGGAACACUUAAGUGUCCCACAUGAUUUAUGGUUAUGAGUCUGCUGGUAUAAUCUCUGGUCUUAAUGACAGCAGCUGUGGAUUUAAAUGAGCCAUGUUUCAUCUAAGAAUCUUCCUAACUCACACUUUUUUAAUUAUACAUAAUAACAAGGCAGAGCAUUUUGUUUACUGCCCUGGUAGAAGUGAAACAAACAUGCAAUUAAUGGAAUUAACUGCAAUAGCUGUAUUGGUUUGUUUUAGGAAAAAAAAAACAACAACCAACCACCCAACCUCCUAGAGAGAUUGGUGAAAGCAAGGAAAAGUAACAGUAAUUGCUCUGGUCUUGUAAGAUCUUUGCAAAAUGUAAAUGUAAAGUCACAAAAUCUCUCAAGUGCCUUUAUUUUUUUUUUUCUUAGACUCUUUGGACUAGAUGAGCUUUAUAGGUCCCUUCCAACCCAAUACAUUCUAUGAUUCUAGGAAUACACACCCUGAGUCUAAACCUUCUUUGGAGGACAAGUUUCUAGAAUACAUUAACUUCUAAAUGCUUUCUUAUUUUGAUUCUGAAUAUUUCCUUUGCUGACCUGCUACCUUUUAAAAUGUUGAGGCACUACAUUAGAGCAUUCAUUCUUCAGUGGUAGUAAAGAAGCUGUAGGCAGGUAGUGUUUCCUUCUGCAUAUGGAACAUGCUAGAUGAUGUGGAAAUGAUAAACUGAGGAAAAUAACUAAGCUUCAGGAAGGUUAUUGUGACUACUGCAGUAGUCAAGCCAUGCCUCCUCCAUGGCAUAGCACAAUCAUUAUUUUUACAUAUGGAUUCCAAGUGAUGUUUUUAUCAACAACAAUGAUGGUUUUGUGAAAAGGUCAAGGAAUUUUUAAACUACUAAUUAUGAUGCCAUCAUUCAUUCCUUUACCUGAAAGUAGUUAUAACAAACUACAGGUGUAGCUCCCAAAAAGUCACUUAUGUCUGCUGUCCACUGACUUGAUCUCAGGUGUUAUACACUGAAUAAAUUAAAGUAGCCUGAGUCCAAAGUACAUCCUUCUAUUGUACUUUCCUCCUGUGUAGUGAGGUAGGCUUGGAUUAUGCUGAUCUUUGAAAACCUUUGGGUUUCCAAUUCAGUUUCCUGUGUGUCUGUGUACAGACAUUAAACUCUCCUAAGUAAUUACUGAAUUAAAGAAUCACAGGUUAAGGCCAGAAAGAACAAUUAAAACUUUACACAUAACACUGGUGACAAUUUAAAGACUUCAAAUUUUGGAUGAAUUGAUCACCUUUGCUUCCAACAAAAUACAAAGGUAGGAUCAAAAAAGUCUGAUGAUGACAGAUUAAGCUAUUGUGUAUUUAGUAGUAAGUUUUCAUUCUUUUAAUAGCUGUUUAAUGAAGCAGCUAAACAAUGGUAGCUGAAGGCAGAAACGUGGGCUGUUUCACCAGUAUCUGUUAGCAAGCUGUCUCCCUGUUUCACUGCUGAAUGAAGGGGUCCCUUGGAUGCACAGUGCUGUGGAAGUCCUGAGUGCCCAACCACUAUCCAACAGGCUCAAUGUCCCUGAGGUCAACCCAUCUGUUCCCAUCCCCUCCAAUUAGCUGCUGCUGAACACAACACACAUCUCACUCAAAUGUCACAGCACUUAUGCACAUUAAAACUGUAAUUGUCCAGCAUGAAAAGAAAUAUUUCACAGGAGUACUUUGUAGGAAGAUAAUUUUCAUAGGUAUUCAUGUAAGUUGGGUAUCCAGCUUUCAUUAAAAAUGCCAUUAGCAAUUAAGCUCCCUGGAAAGGUCCCUUUUAGAGAACUGUAAUUUUUUUUUGAUCCAAAUUCUAAAAAUGAUUUGUCAUUUUCCUUCUGCUUCCCUGUUUACCUUGAGCAAGGCUUGCCAAGUUACCAAAAAGUUAAAAGAGUUUGCUACUGGAUUAAUACAGUACGGUAGAUUUUGUGAAUAAUAGCAGUAUUCUCUCAUGAAGAAGUGGUAUAUUUUAAUGGAAUUCUUUUUUGGAACCAAGUACAACAUAUUGCAAUUGAUAUUUCUCUUGAAACAUUUUGACAUACUUGUGACUGUAUUUCUUUUUGAUUGUGUAACAGUAUAAAAUUCAAUAAAAGAGAGGGUUUGUUUCUAA
Molecule: messenger RNA, 7406 nt
Organism: Apus apus (common swift)
Lineage: Eukaryota; Metazoa; Chordata; Aves; Apodiformes; Apodidae
Gene: HIF1A
Product: hypoxia inducible factor 1 subunit alpha
Exons: 15
Coding region: 186-2615 (809 amino acids)
Biological process (GO): cellular response to hypoxia; regulation of transcription by RNA polymerase II
Cellular component (GO): nucleus
Molecular function (GO): DNA-binding transcription factor activity, RNA polymerase II-specific; protein dimerization activity; RNA polymerase II transcription regulatory region sequence-specific DNA binding
Source: RefSeq, a predicted model, not a curated record